AUGACUAAGAAGACAAUCUCCUGGAAGGAAGGGACAAAUUGUUGUUUGUGGGAUGGGGUUAAGUGUGAUACCGAAACAGGGAAUGUGAUUGCCCUUGAUCUUAGCUUCAGCUGCCUUGUGGGUCCUCUCCACUCUAACAGCACCCUCUUCCUUCUCCCCCAUCUCCGUAACCUUAACCUUGCUGGGAAUCAUUUCAACAUGUCCCCGAUUGCAUCCCAGUUUGGUCAGUUGACUAGUUUGAUCCAUCUAAACAUCUCUGAAUCAGGAUUUAUAGGUAAAAUCCCCCUUGCAAUCUCACAGCUUUCUAAACUGUUGUCCCUCGACCUAUCCGAAAAUCAUGAUUUGAUCUUUGAAGGGCAUGUCUUUGAAAAUGUCGUGAAAAACUUGACGCAACUAAGACACCUUCAUCUCUCAUAUAUCAAUAUGUCUUCAGUUGCACCUACCUCUUUCAUUAACAUGUCUUCUUUCAUAACAACUCUUAUCCUUGAGGAGAAUGGACUUCAAGGGAAGUUCCCCGAAGAUGUUUUCCACUUUCCAUUCCUGCAGAAGUUCAAUCUUUUUGAGAUUGACAACCAACUAGAACUCAAGUUCCCAAAGACAAAUUGGAGUGGUCCCCUCAAGUCAUUGUUAGUCUCUGCAUAUUUGCAGGAACUACCUGAUUCAAUUGGCAAUCUUAGAUCUUUGGAAAUAUUGGAGCUUCUCAAUGGUAAUUUCAAAGGGCCAAUUCCAGCAUCUCUCGGAAACCUCACACAACUUGAACAUCUAUAUCUUUCCUCUAAUAACUUUGCUGGUCCUAUUCCAUAUUCAAUAUUCAACCUCACUCAAGUUCAGUUUCUAGAUCUUUCGGGAAACAAGUUGGUGGGUUCCCUUCCAUCAAAAGUGAGUGGGCUUUCACAACUUAGUAUUCUACGCCUUGAUCACAACUUUCUCAGUGGCAGGGUACCAUCCUGGUUGUUCUCUCUUCCAUCUUUAGUUGAGUUAAUGCUUAACAGUAACAAGCUGAAUGGCACCUUUGAAUUGGACAAACUAUCAGAGAUCAGCAAACUUGAGCAGCUCUCUCUCUCAGAUAAUGCUUUGUCAUCAUUCACCAGUACAAGCAAUGCCAAUUACUCUUUGCCUAAUCUUGUGAGUUUAGAACUAUCUUCUUGCAACAUCAGCGAAUUUCCAAAUUUUGUAAGAAAUCUAGAAGGUUUGUACUUUCUAAACCUUUCUUACAAUAGAGUUCAUGUUAUCGAGGCAGAUAUGUUUCUAAAGCUUAAAGGCCUUGAGGUUUUGGAUCUUUCACACAACAUUCCGCUGUUUGUGAGAAACAAUAGCGAGGUUGAUCUUGUUUUGCCCUUAUUUGUCGAAUUGUCAUUGUCUUCUUGUAAUAUAACUGAAUUGUCAAAUUUCUUGACAACACAAGAGAGUUUGAAUUUUUUAGACCUUUCAAACAACAACAUUCAAGGCCAAGUUACAGAACAAGAAAACAAUUGGGGAAGCAACCUAGUGGAUCUUGAUCUUUCUAAAAAUUUGUUGACAGCUCUAGAAUAUUAUCCAUGGAAGAGUAUUGAAAUUCUUGACCUUGGCUCCAACCUGCUAGAAGGGCCACUUGUAACACCACCACCUUCCACGAUGGUUUUCUUAAUCUCAAACAACAGAUUAAAUGGAGAAAUUCCAUCUUCGAUAUGCGAUCCAGCGCGUUCGGAUUACCUUCUUAUUCUCGACUUGUCCUAUAACAACUUGAGUGGAGCAAUCUCAAAAUGUCUGGGCUUGAGACACCUUGCAGGUUUAAAUUUGCAAGGGAAUAGUUUCCAUGGAAACGUCCUUGAUUUUUGUGUUGAGAGAAAUUCCGUGUUAGAAAGUCUUAACCUUAACAAGAAAGAUUUUGAUGGGUCCUUGCCUAAAUCCUUGGCCAAUUGUUCUGGUUUAGAAGUGUUGAAUCUUGGAAACAACAAGAUAAAUGACACAUAUCCCUAUUGGUUGGGAGAUCUUCCUGGGCUAAAAGUUCUUGUGUUGCGCUCCAACUAUUUUCAUGGUCAAAUAGCCCAUUCUGCAAAUAAGUCGCAUUUCUCGAAUCUGCAAAUUUUAGACCUCUCGCAUAAUAUGUUCUCUGGUUUUCUGCCAACAACAUACUUCACAAAUUUCAAAGGUAUGAUGAAUUUGGCCAAUGUUGAUAUGGCUUAUAUGGGAGGUCCUUCUCAAUAUUACACAGAUUCCAUAGUUCUCACAAUGAAAGGUGAGGAGAUUGUGCUAGAGAGAAUUCUAACUAUUUUUGCAGCCAUCGAUAUGUCAAGCAACAGAUUCGAAGGAACAAUUCCAGAAACAGUUGGAAACCUUAUUUCUCUCAUAGUGCUCAACUUCUCUCAUAAUCACUUAACUGGUCAUAUUCCUUCCUCAUUAGGGAAUCUGGCAGCACUGGAGUCACUAGAUCUCUCGUGCAACAGACUUGUUGGCGAGAUACCUUCACAAUUGACUGGUUUGAAUUUUCUUGAAGUGUUAAACCUGUCAGACAACCACCUUGUCGGUCUCAUACCUCAGGGAAAACAAUUCAACACCUUUCUCAACGAUUCCUACGUCGGCAAUACAGGAUUGUGUGGGUUUCCCGUGUCAAAAGGCUGUGGCCGUAGUGAUCCACCGCCAGCAAUUUAUGAUGAACGGGAAGUUGACUCUGCAUUUGGAUUGAAUGGGAAAUUUGUAAUGAUGGGUUAUGGAUGUGGAUUGGUUUUUGGAUUUUCAGCUGGAUACAUCAUGAUGACAAUUCGGAAACCAAAAUGGCUUGUCGGGAUGAUUCAACGAGCAGGCAACAGAGUUCUUAGGAGAUUCAAGAAAAAUCGUUGA
Messenger RNA from Gossypium arboreum, 2820 nucleotides. Its product is annotated as receptor-like protein 7. Gene Ontology annotation, molecular function: protein binding. The transcript has a single exon. The record is from RefSeq and is a predicted model, not a curated record. NCBI's taxonomy places the organism in Eukaryota, Viridiplantae, Streptophyta, Magnoliopsida, Malvales, Malvaceae. Bases 1 to 2820 code for a protein of 939 amino acids.